GUUUUAGCUACCUUUGUCUCUCGUCCCUGAGAUCAUCGAGCACAAGUUGCAUACAACGAAUAACAUCUGUAAUAUCCUUUUUUUUUUGUAUACCACCGUUCUUUUCCCUCCUUCCAGACCCUACGUACCUACCCCUCCCGCAUGCAGGCAGCGGCAGAGGAACCACACGAGGACCCCUACAUUACACUUACACAGCGUACCCGACCAAGACAAAGCUGCAGCUUCUUCAUCCCUCACGCUUGAUAAUUUUUUUUUUUUCACUCUCUCUCCGUUCGAUUUGUUCCAAUCGUUUACCAGACAUCCUCAGCUACACACCCACAUCGACGCCAAGUCAUAUUCCGUUCGUUUCUCUUUUAUUUCGAGUCGAAUAUAUCUCAGAAUUCCCCAAUCAUCCAGUCAAAGGGCAUUGAAUAUACAGAAUAUUGCUGCCCAAUUCUAGACCCGUGAUCAUCAUCCACCGUUGCAUUCUCAGAAAAGACGGCGGACUUCACAUACAGGUGAUGAUUCACCGCUCUCUGGAUCACCUACAGCCACAACCCAUCGGCAUCUCAACUUACAAGGCCGAGCUAGUACUGGACCCCUAAUUAUACUUGCAGUCUCAAGCAAACUCAACUCUCACCUAUAUCCCCACAUCCCAUACUAUCAUGCAGUCCCUGGAGAGGAUACAAAGUUCCGGGAGCUCGUACACUCACGACUCCCGGAGAGAUUCCUACAGCACCAGGACUAGGGAUUCAUUCGACAGCCGGAGCAGCAGACCAACAACGAUAGAGAGCUCUCCACAGCACUCAUAUGUCAGGAUGUCACCUAAACCCGUCAUAAAGGUUGUGACAGAGCAACCGCAAAGCCGAGUUGGUCGUCGCCCCAGCUGCUACCAUGAUGACCUCUCGCCAGGCACAACUACAUGUGCUCGGUCAUCCGUCGAGACUUAUGCAUCGAACAACUCGUCCCUGGAUGAUAUUUUGGACGAUGAAGAGGAAUGCGGCUUUUACAGCAGCAUCCCUCCUCUUCCCAUAUAUUGCCCCGAGAUCGUGGAGGAAGAUGUCCGCCCGGCGUCUCCCCAUGAGUUCUCUAAGCUCUUCCCUAGCAUGGACCGCCUUUCAAUUCGCCAUGAUAACUUUACAUCUGAUGGCAAUAUGAAUCUGCGCGUCGACACAACUGUUCUAUCUAGCGGCCGUCACCGCCGUCCUAGAACAGUCCAGUUAUUUCACCUUCGCAUGCAUGACUUGGCACGCAGGGACUUCUCCUUGCGCCGAUACUGCCGGGACUCGGGUCGCGAGGUCUGCAGUUCUAAGCGCAAGUAUUCUCCACCCUCAUCGCCAGCCAAAUCCCAUAAGAGCCCGGUAUCAUUCCCUCCAUCGCUCUGCUCCUCCCCGGUCACCCCCAGUGACAAAUCCAAGCCCACUUUCACUCGCUCCGUUACCAGUGCUAUCACCCGUUCUUUUUCAUCCGCCCGCCCCGAUUCCAGAUCCAAACGCACUCUGGAUCAGUCUAGCAUCGGUGGAAGCUUGAACUCGGUGUUUGACAGCUACGACGACAAUGGAAGCAGCGAAUUUGGGGUCAAUUCUCCCACGGCCGCCGCCGCCGCCGCAACCAAUACCAUCAAGCUAGAUUUCAGCAACUACGCACGUGUCGAGGUUGAGCGGAAGGGCAAAAGUGGUUCUGAUUCAAAGCGGUACGAGUUCGAGUGGUGGGGUAACAGUUAUAGCUGGAGGCGUGCCACAGACAAGGAUACGGGAAUAGUGUCUUUCCACCUGAUGCGCCACGGUCAAGGCGGUAGCAAGACGAGCAACAAGGGACAAGUCGAAGGCGCCAUCGCUCAUAUAGUGCCCGAGGCUCGCUCUCCCGUUCAAAUUGCCGCUGACGAGGAGGCUGGUGGCUGGAUCCCGCCAUGCCACUUCUGGAUCAACGACUGGAGUGUCAUUGAUGCGAAAACAGAUGUCGCAGACAUCAUCAUCGCAACUGGUCUCAUGGCUCUGGUGGAUGACUGCAUUAAACAACGCUGGCAGACGCCCAAGAUACACCGCAUCCCCUUGCCACUAACCUCGCGCACUUGGGAUCUGGAGUAUGUGGGCCCGAAGGCCUUCUUGCAGCGAGCAUUUUCGUUCAGGACACAGAACUCAACACCCAAGCCUGUGGACGAGACCACCACGAGAGCCGUGGCUGUAUAUGAGGACGACUAUGACUACGACGAAGACGACAACGAGCUUCGCCCAUACCGCGCCAACUACCACAGACAUCCUGUCGUCGUUUCCUGAGGCGCCGGGAUAGACACCGUUUAUGAAUAUCAUUUACCCUUUGUGAUUUUCAUCACCGCAUUAGUUAUUUCCUUUCUUUGCUUUUAUCUGUACUUGAGAUCCUUCGCGGCUAUUGUCUACAAUCUGUACUACAAAAUACUUAUAAUUCAUUGUACCUAUGCUUGCUUAAAUCUCUCUUUUGCCCUUUGUUACUUUGGUGCAUAGGCUGCGGGCAUUGUGCAUGGGAUCUGUGUGAUCAUGGGGACGGGUUGGGAACCGUGAUUUCUGAUAUUUUGGCAUGGUAUUAAGAGCAAAGGACAAUAAAGUGAAUGGCACACAUCUGGCCAUUAUUUUGCUGCAUGGCAAAACCCGUACCUAUCAAGACUUUGCAACUAUGUCCACUUCAAAGGUCUCGUAGCCA
Molecule: messenger RNA, 2655 nt
Organism: Pyricularia oryzae 70-15
Lineage: Eukaryota; Fungi; Ascomycota; Sordariomycetes; Magnaporthales; Pyriculariaceae
Exons: 2
Coding region: 645-2255 (536 amino acids)
Source: RefSeq, a predicted model, not a curated record